UCCUGCCCGCGUUCCCUCGGCGGCGGCCGCGCUGAGGUGGCGCCGCGCCCCGGUGAGGUGAGCGAGGCGUUUCAGCCGGCGCUGCCCCAUCCCCCGCUGGCCCGGGCGGCAGGGAGUGGCUGUCCCGCCGCGGCCCCUACGAUAGGAAGCACGCACCAUGUCUGACUUCAGCACUCUCAGCUGAUGGAGGAAGCAAAGGAGGAGUUGAGCUUUGUGUAGUGGGUCUGGCACUGGCCAAGGUGUAAAUCCAGCAUGAACAGAGCAGUUUGGGGAUACAAGCAUCAUCAAGUCACCCUAGGGCAUUUCUCUACUUUAUUUCAUCUCAGACCUUAACAUGUGCUAACACCAGCAGCCCCAUUCUCAUACAGUCUCAAGAUGGCAGAAUUAUUUAUGGAAUGUGAAGAAGAGGAGCUAGAACCCUGGCAAAAGAGAGUGAGAGAAGUGGAAGAGGAUGAUGAAGAUGAUGAUGAUGAGCCAAUCUUUGUUGGGGAAAUCUCCAGCUCAAAGCCAGCCGCUACAUAUAUAUUGAACAGAGUCAACCUCAGCUCACCACGAAGGGGGAUACAGAAUGGUGCACCCAGUAGAGGUGCAGUCACUGCAUUCAAGUCUGAGAGCCAGCAUUACGAGCCGCCUGCCUCCAGCCCCGGCGCCGCGCCUGCCCCGUCAGUGUUUCAGGCUGUGCCCAGACCUGCCGCCAGCUCGGUGGCACUUCAGCCAUUGGCUGGAGCAGUGAAUGUUUCAGCAACUUCACAAACACUGCAGAGACCACUUGCUGGAUGUUUGUCAACACAGCAGGUGCCUGGGUCAAGUUCUGGAAUAGCACAGCCUGUUAGCAGACCUGUAACCAUUCCAGUGACGACACAGCCGGUAUCAAGAAGUAUUACAGUUCCUGUAGUGGCUCAGCCUGUAUCCAGGCCAGAGACUCCUGCAACAGCACAGCCUGUAAUACUCAACCAGGAUUUUAUUAUGGAUUCUGCACCAGAUGCACCAGAUAACACAUCUGGUAUUCUGUUUGGUGUGAGACAGAACUCGGGAGUUCCACAGUACCAGACUGGGCCACCUGUGACUGUAACAGGGACAAAUGCUGCAUCCAGCACCAUUAAAAAUGGAGGACCUUUUCCACGGGCUUGUCCAAAGUGUAAUAUACAUUUCAAUCUUAUGGAUCCUCUAAAAAAUCACAUGAAGUAUUGUUGCCCAGAUAUGGUAAAUAACUUUUUCUCGGAAGUGGUCAAAACAGAAUGUGUGAGCACAAACAGGACCAUGGAAUCUGAGAAAGGAAAGCUGAUUAUGUUAGUUAAUGACUUUUAUUAUGGGAAGGAUGAAGGUGACCUCCAGCAGGUACAACAGGAGCAGAAGACUCAUACGACAUUUAAAUGCAUCAGUUGUCUCAAAGUUCUUAAAAAUAACAUAAGGUUUAUGAACCACAUGAAACAUCACUUGGAGCUUGAGAAGCAAAGCAAUGAAAGCUGGGAAAGCCACACGACGUGCCAGCACUGUUACCGACAGUUCCCCACGCCGUUCCAGCUGCAGUGCCACAUCGAGAGUACACACACGCCUUACGAGUCAUCCACAAUUUGUAAAAUCUGUGAAUUAUCAUUUGACACAGAGCAAGUUCUUUUGCAACAUAUGAAGGACAAUCAUAAGCCCGGUGAAAUGCCGUAUGUUUGCCAGGUGUGCAGCUACAGAUCCUCAGCUUUUUCAGAUGUAGAAGCACAUUUUAGAACAGUUCAUGAAAACACGAAACAUUUGCUAUGCCCAUUUUGCCUCAAAGUUAUUAAAAUUGGAGCACCGUAUAUGCAUCAUUACAUGAGGCAUCAGAAAAAGGGAAUAUACCGUUGCACUAAGUGCAGACUGCAAUUUUUAACAUGCAAAGAAAAAAUGGAUCACAAGACUCAGCAUCACCGAACAUUCAGGAAACCCAAGCAAUUAGAAGGCUUGCCUCCUGGAACAAAGGUGACUAUUCGAGCAUCUUUGGGACCUCAUCAGUCAGGAGCAUCAGCUACAUCUUCUGUUAGUACAAGCAGUUCCACAUUUCAGUUAUCACCUAAAAAUAAAAAUGCAACCACUAAAAAUCAUAACAAAUCUAAUACAAGUAAAUUAAGAGGAAAAUCAAAACAAUCUACACCGAGGAAACAAAAUGCAUGGACAAACAGCAGAAGAAAAAAAGAGCCUACAAAUAUAGCAUUUCAUAAUCUGAGGUAUCAUGUGGGAACUCACAAAUGCAUUGAGUGUUUCUCAGAAAUAAAAGAUUUUGCAAGGCACUUUCCUGCAUAUGUCCACUGUAGUUUAUGCAGAUACAACACCAGCUGUAGCAAAGCCUAUGUCAAUCACAUGAUGAGCUUUCACAGUGCUCGUCCAAGUAAAAGGUUUUGGAUCUUUAAGAAGCAUUCAGAGCAGCUACGAGGUGUGACUGUAGUGUGUCUCAACUGUGAUUUCCUGGCUGAUGUUUCUGGCUUGGAUGACAUGGCCACACAUCUGAGUGAGAACCAGACUCAUACCUGUCAAGUUAUUGUAGAGGAAGUUUCCACAGAUAAUGCAACUGCUGCACAAGUGUCUCACAAACAAGAGCACGACUCUUCAGAUGAAACAAAAGAAUGCAGUAGAAAUCAAACUAAAAAAGUUGCAUCUGUUGAAAAGAGGGAAGACUCAUCACUGUCAAACCCAGAAAAUGUCCGUCAUUUGGAACUCCCUGGCAACUGCUCGAAGAAUUCCUUGCAUGAGAAAAGAGCAUACUGUGAUUCAGCUAAUAGCAAACAGUUAGUAGAUGAGAAACAAAAAUGUAUUCAUGACGAAAGUGAGAUGAAAACGUGCCAAAGUUCAGCUGACAUCCUGAAUGAGCAGACAAAAGCGUGUGGCUGGGAUGGAACUGCGCUUUCAGCCAAGAACGUGAGGGACUUAAAGCUGACCCUGGGGGAAGAUGUCAGCUUUGAGCAGUUCCUGAGAAAGAGGGAUGAGCCUGAAUCUGUGAGUUCAGACAUCAGUGAACAAGGCAGUAUUCAUUUGGAGCCUUUAACUCCAUCAGAAGUACUAGAGCACGAAGCUACUGAAAUUCUCCAAAAAGGUAAUGUCGCACCUUUGUCAAAGAAGGCUGGACAGCUCACUGAACAAACAGAUGAGACUUCUAGAGAAAGCAAUCCCAGCAGAAUGGAAACAACUGCAAACAAGACAGAUGAGAAUGAAGCAAGCUGAAAUUGUGUUCAUUUUAUUGUUUGUUUUAAACUAUGCUAAGAACACCAUGGACCAUUCCUGGUGAGUGUGCUCAUGGAUGCUAAAGACUAAAAAUUUUGAAAGGGAGAAGAGAAAGGGACACCAAAGGGAAGUUUGCAUAUGGAGUAGCAUGUAUGUGUAUGUAUGACUGAAUUCAUUAAGCUUCAGAAAGGUAACAUGUUAAAAUAUAUCUUCCUGUCUCUUGGAUGUGAUAUAUUAUUAGAUUGAUACUUGAAAAGAGGUAUAAAUUCUAAUUUUUUUAUAGUUAACUAGCCCAGGAUAAGGUGAUUUGUUCGCCCAGAAAGUAUUUUUCUAAAUUCUUUAAUGUGAAUAUCAUUGAACAGGGGAUUGAGUAGGAAUUUCCUUCUGAUGCUGACAUGGAGCACACUUAUAAUGGAGGUUAUUGGUCUGCUGAUAGUUUAGGUAAAUAUAAACCUUGGAACUUGGUGUCACAUUCCUGUCUGUAAAAGCAUGUAAACAGAAGUAUAUGAAUUUGUGCACCUCUGUACAGGUGUAAUCCUGCCAGGCUGUAAACUUACCUUAAUAAACUUUCAGUGAAAGUGAAAUUAUUACAAUAAAAAAUAUAUUUGUGGAGUUUUCACUGUGCAGGCUGUGCAGAACUACCAAACAUAGCAGUAUGAAGUAGGACACAAUGCUGAAAGUACUGUAGCUCUUAGGCUUUUACCAUUGGGUUAAUUCCUCUUAGGUGUAGACCUGUAGGAAUGGUCUGUAAGUCACACCAAAGUAUGGUUUGAUGUAAUAAUGGUUUUAAGCAAAAAUAAGGAAAACUCCAAACUGGAAACACCACCUGGCAUGCAUUUUGCCAUUUUGCAGCUGCUACUGGCUAACUUAAAAAUAGGACACAAGGGCAUAUAAAGUAGUAUUGUACAAUUCAAUUUCAGGACUUUUUGUAGUCUAAGUUAUGUACUGAAAAAUGGCUGCUGGUUUUAGUUUGGUUUUUUGGUUUUGGGGGUUUUUUUUGUCUUCUAGUUAGCUAGAUUUAGGAAUGCAUAUGAUAACAGUAGCUUGCUCCUUUGAUUUCAUUGCUCCAUUCGAAACAUUCAGAAUGUGCUUUUGACUUACAGUUUUGUUUUUAAUGAAUGUUAAAUGUUUUGAACAGCUGUUAAAGUACUGCUGUAAGUUAUUACUUUUUGAGUAAAUAUUUGCAACAAAAAAUUGUCUUUGUGUAUAAUUUUAUGCUCAACUUGAAACUUUGGGCAUAGCCUUCUCCUGUUUUUGAAAAAGAUUUAGUGACAGUUCCCAAAAAAGUAAGUAAUUCAUUAUUGUGAAUUUUAGACCUAUGUUUCACUGGGGAUUUUUGUUGGGCUUUGGUUGGUUUGUUUGUUUUAUUUUAGAAUUAAAUGAGCAAGUGCCUAUGCAUAAACAUUUUUUUGUACCUGUGUAUUGUGAUAUGGUGUGCUAACCUUUCCAGACUAUACAGAUUUAUUUCUGGCCCAACAGCCUGCAACUGAAGUUUCCUCUGUCCUCUUAAGGUCACUGGGCUCAGCUGCUAAGUGAGUCUAACAGUAUUAAAAUCUAGAGAGCAUCCAGCUUACUAUUGGAACCUCUAAAUAAAGCAGAUCUCAACAGCCUCAAAAGUUCCUUCAAGCUCUAAAGAGAUGUAGAAUUUAAAUUUUAGACUGCAUCUUCGUUGUUACCCAUGCACGUGUAGAAGAUUUUUAAAAAAGAAAAUGGACCAGUUUAUGUACUCACAGCUCUGAGAUUUUCCUCUUGGAGAACUUCAAAACCACAAUAUAUGAAAAAGCUGAGAAGAAUAAGUUCCAUUAUUCCUUUGUUCUUUAAAAGUUUUAGUGAAACCAUUAAAUAGUGCUUUGGGUAACCAGUCUGAUGUCUUCAUGCUUUUACACAUGCAAGGU
Molecule: messenger RNA, 5084 nt
Organism: Melospiza georgiana
Lineage: Eukaryota; Metazoa; Chordata; Aves; Passeriformes; Passerellidae
Gene: ZNF280D
Product: zinc finger protein 280D
Exons: 18
Coding region: 376-3189 (937 amino acids)
Biological process (GO): regulation of DNA-templated transcription
Molecular function (GO): RNA polymerase II cis-regulatory region sequence-specific DNA binding; DNA-binding transcription factor activity, RNA polymerase II-specific
Source: RefSeq, a predicted model, not a curated record